AUGCAAGGUUGCAGAACAGGUGACACUCCUGUUGCUAAAGGAUAUAAGUUUAGCCUCAAUCAGUGCCCUAAAGGCAGAUACUUAAGCAACACUGGUAUUGAUCACUGGAUAAUAGUCAAAAGGGUUAUGAGCCGCCAACACUCUAUCACCAGCUCCUCCACCUCCCUCUCCGCUCAAACCGCGCCCCUGAUCGCCGUCACGAGCUCCGACGAGCUCCAGCAGCCGAACCUCCUCUUGCAGCCACUCAGACCGCCACCCCACCUCGUCAUCGCUGCCUUUACCCUCGCCGCAGCUCCGCCGCUGCCCGACCCAACCGCAGACCCCUCCUCCCCCUGCCCACAACACCAACUCCACCCCUCGCCUCGCUGCAGCUCCUCCGCUGCGCCGACGGAAACCACCUCGCCGAGCCCAAUCCCCGUCGCCGCUCGUCGUCACCCCCUCCCACCUCCGGCGAACCCGCACAGCGGGAAGAAGUUCCGAACAGCGAGCCGAAUCAGUGAGUUCGCUGCAGAAAACUGCAGUUCGGAGCCGACUUCGCACGCGUUUUUCGGUCAACUCCGACCUCCGUUCCUGUCGAUUCCUUCGCCGGUACGUAGCCCUUCGUGUUGUCUAUCACACGCCGUCGAUUCCGCGAAACUCGUCGUAACGCUGUGCAAUCACCCCGACGACCCCCACUACGGUCCACGAUAUACCCGAGAUUUGGAGGACGGACAGCUACAGUUCGGAGUAGUACAGGAGCCAGAGGAUCCUCCGCAGGAAGGCUUUGCAGAUGGAGCAGAAGAACAAGUCGAAGCUUAGUUACCUCUUUACUUAGCUGAUGAUCCUAGUUUACUUUCCAGUACUUUUAUUUUCGUUGGUCGAUGUACUAUUUUUAUAUUCCCCAGUAUUCAGAUAGUUUUGUAUAAGGGCAUGUUUAGCCCGAAUAUUAUGUCUGGAUGAUCAUUACAGUUG
Molecule: messenger RNA, 951 nt
Organism: Asparagus officinalis (garden asparagus)
Lineage: Eukaryota; Viridiplantae; Streptophyta; Magnoliopsida; Asparagales; Asparagaceae
Product: proline-rich protein 36-like
Exons: 5
Coding region: 1-798 (265 amino acids)
Source: RefSeq, a predicted model, not a curated record